Molecule: messenger RNA, 1498 nt
Organism: Prionailurus viverrinus (fishing cat)
Lineage: Eukaryota; Metazoa; Chordata; Mammalia; Carnivora; Felidae
Gene: MRPS16
Product: mitochondrial ribosomal protein S16
Exons: 4
Coding region: 196-603 (135 amino acids)
Biological process (GO): mitochondrial translation
Cellular component (GO): ribosome; mitochondrial small ribosomal subunit
Molecular function (GO): structural constituent of ribosome
Source: RefSeq, a predicted model, not a curated record
GCGAGUGGACUCUGCUUCCGCCACCAGGGCGCUAGGGCUUGGGUCACGGACAGGUCACGCCCCAGGUUUGGCAGUGUGGACUUGGGUGUUUGUCCUUCGCCCUUCCCAAAGCCGUAGCGCUGAUCAGUGCGGACAGCGGGGCGCUGCGAGGCGCGGCACCUGGCGCCCUAAGUCGCGGCGCACGCCGGCUGCACCAUGGUCCAGCUCACUACUGUCCUCUGCAAGGCCUACCAUGGAGGCCACUUAACCAUCCGCCUUGCCUUGAGUGGCUGUACCAACCGGCCUUUCUACCGCAUUGUGGCUGCUCACAACAAGUGCCCUAGGGAUGGCCGUUUCGUGGAGCAGCUGGGCUCCUAUGAUCCAUUGCCCAACAGUCAUGGAGAGAAAAUCGUUGCUCUCAACCUGGACCGGAUCCGGCAUUGGAUCGGCUGUGGGGCUCACCUCUCUAAGCCUGUGGAGAAGCUUCUGGGUCUCUCUGGCUUCUUCCCUCUGCAUCCCAUGAUGAUCACAAAUGCUGAGAGGCUGCGAAGGAAACGGGCACGUGAAGUCCUCUUAGCAUCUCAGAAAACAGACACAGAAGCUACAGAAACAAAAACGAGCUGACUUCAGCUGAGCUUGAGCAGAGCAUUGGGAAUAAGUUACCAGCGAUCUCGCUAUGGCAUCAUCAAGUCUGUCCCAGGGGUGUCACUGGUUGGCCUCCCUUGCUUUGAGGGAACUUUGAAGGCAGAGCAGGCCAAGAAGAACUGACUACCUGGAUUUCAUCUGGAAUCUGGGAAUGAGAAAUGCUAUGAAAACCAUGGGAACUCUGGAAGUUAAAGAUAAUAAUCCACUUUGGAGAGUUCAAGAUCUUUGGGUAAACUGUAAUUGUAGAUCAGAGGAGAAUGAUUCUGAAAAGUAUUGAACAGCAAGGGGAACUGCUGGGAAAUGAGUUAAGCUAAGGUAUUAUUUUGAGCUACUGAGUUUCUGCCAACUCAAGUAUUCACUUUGUGCUUUGGUUUAUCCUUUGCCUAUGAUCUGUAUACACACACUUCCUGUGUGAGCUCAUCCUGUCCCUGAUUUCCAAGGUUAUCUCAAGCUCUAGCCUUGCUUUGGAUCUCCUGACACAGUUUCUCACCAUGUUCUAGUUGAUUGCAUCAAAUUCAACAUGCUCAAACCCAGCUUUGUACUUUAGAAAGCAUUAAAAAAAAAAAAAAAAAAGCUUUUUCUUCAGCAUCUUUAUUUUUACUAAGAUGAGGGUUUGGGUCACGUUACCUUCACCAAAGUGAAAGGUAAAUGGGAAUGAUUCUGUAAUAAACGUUAGAGUUAAAAGACCGGUAUUUUGUGCUUUUGGUUUAGGGUUUUUUUUCUUGCAGGAAUCGAGGGAAAGCCCUUACCCAGCAGUCCCAGCCUGUAGGUUGCAAAAUUAUUGGGUCUGCGCGUUCUGUGUACUCCUGUCUGGAUCGUUGAACCAUAUCAAAUUGCCAAACGUCAAUGCUAAUGCAGUUUUUUACAUUAAAAA